AUGCCGGCAGCAAUGACAGCUGCUGUGUCGCUGGUGGGAAGCCAAGGCGUUUUCUCAGCCACCGAGGUCCUCCUUGCGGCUGCUGUCUUCUGCCUGGUCUUCCUGCUCAUCCAGUCCCUCCGGCAGCACGUGCCCCAGGGGCUGAAGAGCCCCCCAGGACCCAGAGGCUACCCCAUCCUCGGCAACGUGCUGGAGCUGAGGAAGGACACGCACCUGGCCCUGACCAGGCUCAGCCAGAAGUACGGGGACGUGAUGGAGGUCAGGAUCGGCACCCGGCCCGUCCUGGUGCUGAGCGGGCUGGACACCAUCAAGCAAGCCCUGGUGAAGCAAGGAGAAGACUUCAUGGGGCGCCCUGACCUCCACAGCUUCCAAUACAUUUCGAACGGCCAGAGCCUGGCCUUCAGCCCCGACUCAGGGGAGGUGUGGAAAGCCCGCAGAAAGCUGGCCCAGAACGCCCUGAAGACCUUCUCCAUCGCCCCCAGCCCCACCUCCUCUUCCACCUGCCUCCUGGAGGAGCACGUCUCCAAGGAGGUUGACUACCUGGUCACCAAGUUGCUGCAGCUGAUGGAUGAGGAAAAGAGCUUUGACCUUAACCGGUACCUGGUGGUCUCUGUGGCCAACAUCAUCUGUGCCAUCUGCUUUGGCAAGCGUUACGACCACAAUGACCAAGAGCUGCUCAGCUUGGUGAACCUCAGCAAUGAAUUUGGGGACGUGGCUGCUGCUGGCAACCCUGCUGACUUCAUCCCUGUGCUCCAGUAUCUUCCCAGCCGCACCAUGCAGCUCUUCAAGGACAUCAACAGGCGUUUCAGCUUUUUUGUGCAAAAAAUUGUCCAGGAGCACUACACCAGCUUUGAUAAGGAACACAUCCGGGAUAUCACGGACUCGCUGAUUGAGCACUGCCAGGAGAAGAGUGCAGGGGAGGAUGCCCGUGUCCCGCUCUCCAAUGAGAAGAUCAUCAGCAUCGUCAAUGACCUCUUUGGGGCAGGCUUUGACACUGUGACAACUGCCUUAUCCUGGAGCCUCAUGUAUGUCGCCUUGUACCCCGACAUCCAGAAGAGGAUCCAGGAAGAGCUAGACCAGACCAUCGGCCAGGAGAGGAGACCGAGGCUGUCGGACCGGGGCACGCUGCCCUACACAGAAGCCUUUAUCCUGGAGAUGUUCAGGCACUCCUCCUUCCUGCCCUUCACCAUCCCGCACAGUACGACAAAAGCGACGGUGUUAAAUGGCUAUUACAUCCCCAAGGAUACCUGCGUGUUUAUCAACCAGUGGCAAGUGAAUCACGAUGAGAAGCUUUGGAAGGACCCCUCAGCCUUCAACCCCGAGCGGUUCCUCAAUGCUGCGGGGACCGAAAUAAGCAGGACGGAGAGCGACAAAGUGAUGGCUUUCGGCUUGGGGAAGAGGCGAUGCAUCGGGGAGUCCAUCGGCCGGUGGGAGGUCUUCCUCUUCUUGGCCACCAUGCUGCAGCAGCUGGAGUUCAGCCUCCGCCCCGGGGAGGAGGUGGACAUCACUCCUCAGUACGGACUGACAAUGAAAUACAAGAAAUGCGAGUGCUUCCAGAUUAAGAAGCGUUUCCCCAUGAAGAGCUCUCCUUAAGCUGCAGGAGGAAGCAUCGCUUUGCAGAAGAAAGCCAGCCCGUGGAGUUGGACACUCAGCCUGCUUUUGCUAAUGCUCUCUAGAAGCCAGCACAGCCCCUCGCUGUGUUGCUUCACCGGAGGCUUGUUCAUCUCAUGUAAACGCGAGCGGGGAGGGAUAAAGCCGGCUUUGUCGGGCUCCUCGCAGCCCCCCUAGCCAGCUCCGUAGCCCUUGCCUGCAGAAAAGCUCACCAGAGGUCCAGCCUGCUCAUCCCUCUUGAGGAGGUCCAGGGGGAUCGCAGCCCUGCGGUGGGGAGGAGGAUGAUGCUUUGGGCUGGGAGAAGCAGUGUGGGAUGUCGGUAGGGGUGUCCUCGCCCUGCCCGGCGCCGCGGGCAGAGCUGGAGCUGCCGUGGGCAACUCCCUCCAUCCACCAAAUGGGAAUAAACCUGCGGGUUCCUCCCCAAAAACCCGGCCAGCCUUUUCCCACAGGGUGAGAGUCUUUCCAGCUCGUUUGGCAGAGCUGUUUGCAAAGCCUUCGGCUCCUUGUGCCGACGGGAACGGGCUCUCCCCACUGCUCCAGCUGCCUUCUGAAGGGCUCUCGAGGUGAUGCAGAGGCCAGACCUACCCCUGUGCCAGCACCCAUCUCCAGUGCACCCUGUUCUGGGUGCACCCUCGCACAGCUAAAUUCCCUGAAUGUAAAUUCGUGAAAUGAAUCCCCAAGUGUUUCUACCAAUCCUUGGUGACAGCCUGCUAGAAAAAAAAUAUAUAUCCAUAAAUAGUGCUGUUCACAAAUUGAGAAAUUAGCUAAACUCCUAACAAGAAGCCUCCUGGAAAAUAUCAAAGGACUGAGAACAAGGGACAAGGAGUAAGAGGCACAGUAGAACACUUCUGGCUUUCUACUAUGUAUUUGCUGCUUUUAACUAGUGUUUUUUUUUUUUAGCAAGCAAUAGAUUUUUAUAUUCAGACUAGUAAAAGGAGCAAGGGUUUGAGGACUGCAGGAGAUCCACCUCCUUAUGUUGCAGUCCGCUUUAGCCAGCGUGAAGGUGAAUUCUCAUGGCAAAUGGAGCAGUGCUUCCUGCUUGUUUGUAGCUGUGUGGAAUGCAUCCAUAUGCUGGGAUAUAAACUGCACAGUAUUUCUAACCCAAUAAAUACAUCAAAG
Messenger RNA from Gymnogyps californianus (California condor), 2730 nucleotides. RefSeq names its product cytochrome P450 1A4-like. The record is from RefSeq and is a predicted model, not a curated record. Gene Ontology annotation, molecular function: heme binding; steroid 17-alpha-monooxygenase activity; oxidoreductase activity, acting on paired donors, with incorporation or reduction of molecular oxygen, reduced flavin or flavoprotein as one donor, and incorporation of one atom of oxygen. The transcript has 6 exons. Lineage: Eukaryota; Metazoa; Chordata; Aves; Accipitriformes; Cathartidae. Gene Ontology annotation, biological process: progesterone metabolic process; hormone biosynthetic process. The coding region runs from base 1 to 1593 and encodes 530 amino acids.